Molecule: messenger RNA, 5455 nt
Organism: Hemicordylus capensis (graceful crag lizard)
Lineage: Eukaryota; Metazoa; Chordata; Lepidosauria; Squamata; Cordylidae
Product: sulfotransferase 2B1-like
Exons: 7
Coding region: 938-1801 (287 amino acids)
Biological process (GO): sulfation
Cellular component (GO): cytoplasm
Molecular function (GO): sulfotransferase activity
Source: RefSeq, a predicted model, not a curated record
GCGUGACGGGCUGGAUUCUAAGCAGAUAGCACCCUCUUGGCACUGAAUCAAGGAAUGGCAAGAGAAAUAGCAGGCACAGCAGAGUUAACAGCUCAAAGGAGAAGACAAGGCUCAGACCAGAGGAGGCAACUAAAUUUGGAUUCCCUCCUAAAGACGACAGCCAGCCCGCCCGCCAGCUAGCCAGCAAAUCAUUAAAUCUAUCCAAUCAAUCAAUUGAUCAAUCAACCAACCAACAAGAAAACAAGGGGGAAAGGACAAGCUAAGUUUGUUAGAGUUUGUUCUCUGGCGGGCUAGAUUUGUGUGUCGUUUGAUAGGCCAGUUGUUGGGUUGGGGGAUUAGCGCCAGGGGAGUCACAUCGCUUAAGGGAGGGGGGGCACAUUCCUGAGGUGUCUCGGUUUGAAAUGAGCUUGUGAGGAAACAAGCCGCAGACCAGAGGAGAUUUGCUCCUCGGAGCUUUGCCAACAAGCGUUUGCCAACAGAUAUUGAAGGAGUUUGGCGUGGGGUUUAGCAGGGAAGUGUGCGGGAAACACAGGCGGUCCCCCUCAAUCACAAAGGAGAUACUCCACACGAGGAGAAGUUGACUACUAUCCCACUUUUGUAAUUUUCUUGGAAGACAGAACUUAAAACCUUUACUUAGCUGACAACUGCAGCGAAGACCUAGCUUUCAAGUAAACAAGCUUUAUAUAUUCUAAAUAGCUGUCAAAGCCAAUUCUGAAAGUUGAAUGCCAGCAAGGGAGGGAAUGCUGUCCAGACUAUUGCACAGAGUGUUCCAGGAAUGACUAUCUGCCUGAUGGUCAGAAGUCAUGGGUGUGCACUUGCUAACUAGAUCCCCAUAACAACCCUGCAAGAUUCCUGUAAAACACCUAGGAAGGCUUUAAAGAAAUAACAACUCCAUAACUUGUGCUUCUCAUUCUCUCUCUCUCUUUGCAGCUUUUCAAUGUCAGAAGUGACCUAUCUCACCCACAAGGGGAUCUUUUUCCCCAUGCUCGAUGAUUAUACAGCAGACAAUCUCAGCUUUGUGGUAAAUGAAUUUCAGCUGUUGGAUGACGAUGUAGUGAAUGUUGCUUAUAUGAAAUCAGGGACCAACUGGAUGGCGGAGAUCUUGGGUUUGAUCCAGCAUGAUGGGGACCCCACCUGGGUACGCAGUACCUCAGUGUUUCAACGGACACCCUGGUUGGAAUGUGUUAGCGGCUUGAAGAAUGCCCUGAAAUAUCCUUCACCCAGGAUGAUGAAUUCUCACCUUCCAGUCCAGCUUUUCCCUAAAUCCUUUCUCAACUCCAAGGCCAAGCUGGUCUAUACCUUACGCAACCCCAAGGACGUGCUGAUCUCACACUACUACUUCUCCAAGGUUAUGAAGGGAUUGAAAGACCCUGGAACAGUCCAAGAGCACCUGGAAGAGUUCCUGAGUGGGAAUGUGCCCUAUGGCUCUUGGUUUGACCACGUGAAAGGCUGGAUGGAGAUGAAGGACAGAGCCAACUUCUUCCUCAUCACCUACGAAGAGAUGCAGCAGGACCUGCGAGGCAGUGUGGGGAGGAUCUGCCACUUCCUUGGUAAGGAGCUGAACAGCCAGCAGAUUGACUCGGUGGUGGAAAAUGCCUCCUUCCAGAAGAUGAAGGACAACAAGAUGUCCAACUUCUCCCAAGUACCCGACAUGUAUAUGGACCACAGUAAAGGAAAGCUAAUGAGGAAAGGGAUCUCCGGAGACUGGAAGAACCUCUUGACAGUGGCCCAGAGUGAACACUUUGACCGUGUUUAUCGGGAGAAAAUGUUGGGUAUGAACAUGACCUUCCCAUGGGACUGAAGAUUGCCAGGCGAUUCCUCAUAGCAUUGUGUGUGCUCAUAUUCCAUAUCUCAUCUGCUGCAAGCCCCUUCAUGGCAUCACCAGGCAGAAGAAAUAUUGAAAAGAAUCUUGCAGUAUAUGAUAUAGUCUCCAACAAUCCUGUUUAGCUUGCUCCUAAAAGUGAGUCACAAUAAAAAGGAAGUCCAUGCUCGCAAUCAUAUGUCUCCAAAAUGUUCUGCUGAAAUACCAACAGUCCAUCUGGAUUUGCAAAUAGGUAAUCCAAACCAUUUUCCUGACGAGACCAAGAGUCAUCCAUGGCUCAUUCAAGGAGGCUUUUCUUCAAGAGUUUUUUUAAAAGGAAAAUUAAAGAUACCGCGGGAAACUACUUAAAUCGUGCUUAAAUCUUACUCAGACAUUUAGAAGAGCAGAUCUUCAUUUACUUCAUGGGGCCAUAGCUUCCGAUUUCCCGGCAGAAUACUGUCAUUGGGCAGGUACCAGACCAUCCCUCAUCGAUUAUAUGGUGGUAUCUAGAAAUGUAUUACCUUAUUUACCCUAUGUAUUACCUUAUAUGAGGGAUUUUCGGGUGAUUACACUUACUGAAAGUGAUCAUUCACCUCUCAUUUUGACUUUGGUAUUAAAUGAAACACUUUAUUUAGAGUUUCUUCAGCGCCUUGUAAGUAAGGAGGAAUAGGUCUGGAUUAGGGCCAGAUGGACACCAGCUCUUCAACAAUGUAUUUAAAAAAUACUAUACUCCCCUGUGGUGUCUGGCCUCCAGACAGAUAUAAUCAAUGGCUUUUAUAAUGGUACAGAACCAUCCCCAGUUGAGUUAUAUGAUCGUCUGAUCGCUUCUCUUACAUCAGCUCUAACAAGCUCAACCUCCGCACCUCUCAAGAUAUUUAAUCGCUCUUCGCAUACCUGGUUUGACCAGGAAUGCCUCAAGGCCAAGAGGAAAUUAAUUUAUCACUUUAAAUUGUAUGGCAAAGGCACCUCUAAUGUUGCACCACAAACUUUGGUAACCCUCAAGAAGCAAUAUAAGAACUUGCUAAGAAAUAAGAAACUCCAGGCCAAAGAAAAGGAAUGGGCUGACCUCAUUGCCGCUUCUAAACUUAAAAAUCAGACUAGAUUCUGGCGGCAAAUUUCAUGUCCUUUAGGGAGGGCCCCUUCUAUUUCUAAUUUGGCAAUUCCAGAUGGGAUAUGGGAACAAUAUCUCAAUGUUAUAUCAAAAAGAGGGCUCCCAUUCGUCUAUAAUUGAUUAUAAGCCAGACCAGUUUCCAAGCUGGAGCCCAAUCACUGUCUCGGAAGUUGACACUUUGAUUAAAAAAUGUAAGACGGGUAAAGCUUCUGGAAUUGACUGUAUUACAAUUGAAAUUAUUCACAAAAACCUUGACUGGUGGGCUCCUCUUCUUGCUUCCUUAUUUACCUUCAUAGAUCCUACUUCAAAAAUGCCCGAGGAUUGAGGUGUCUCGGUAAUAGUCCCCAUUUACAAGAGAGGAUCAAGGGAGGAAGGAUCCUAAUAAUUAUCACUCGAUUAUUCUCCUUAGCAUGAUUAGUAAACUCUAUGCUAGACAUCUCUUGGGGAAACUACAGGAAUGGCUGAAUACUCAGGAUAUCUUAUCCGCUGAACAAGCGGGAUUUCGAGAAGGAUAUUCUACAACACAGGAAGAAUUUAUUUUACAGUACUUAGCUGAGAAAUAUUCCUCCUCGCCUAAAUCCUCCCUGUAUGCUGCGUUUAUAGAUUUUAAAGCAGCUUUUGAUUCUAUUUCCAGAGACUUUGGAUGAAGUUAAAGAAAUCAUCAAUAGAUCCACAUUUACUUUUAUUAAUCUACAAUUUUCAUCAGAACACCCGCCUCAGAGUGCGGUGUAGUAGGAAAGGGCAUCUCUCAGCUGAGAUACCUACUUAUAGAGGAGUAUGACAAGGUUGUAUUCUUGCCCCUGUUUUAUUUAAUUUUUAUAUAAAUUCAAUAAUUUCUCAUCUGAAUGACCUUGCUCUUCUUCCCCCUAAACUUGUGAAUAGGCAUAAGAACAGCCCUGCUGGAUCAGGCCCAAGGCCCAUCUAGUCCGGCAUCCUGUUUCACACAGUGGCCCACCAGAUACUGCUGGAAGCCUACAGGCAGGAGUUGAGAGCAUGCCCUCUCUCCUGCUGUUAAUCCCCUGCAACUGGUACUCAGAGGCAUCCUGACUUUCAGGCUGUAGGUGGCCUAUAGCCCUCUAACUAGUAGCCGUUGAUAGAGCUCUCCUCCAUGAAGUUAUCCAAACCCCUCUUAAAGCCAUCCAGGUUGUUGGCUGUCUCCACAUCUUGUGGCAGAGAAUCCCACAAGUUGAUUAUGCGUUGUGUGAAAAAGUACCUCCGUUUGUUGGGCCUAUAUUUCCUGGCCAUCAAUUUCAUGGGAUGACCCCUGGUUCUAGUGUUGUGUGAGAAGGAGAACAAUUUCUCUCUAUCCACUUUCUCCACACCAUGCAUGAUUUUAUAGACCUCUAUCAUAUCUCCCCGCAGUUGUUUUUUUUUCUAAACUAAAAAGCCACAGGUGUUGUAGUCUUGCCUCAUAAGAAAGGUGCUGUAGGCCCCUGAUCAUCUUGGUUGCCCUCUUCUGCACCUUUUCCAGUUCAACAAUGUCCUUUUUUGAGAUGUGGUGACCAGAAUUGUAUACAAUACUCCAAUUGUGGUUGCACCAUAAUUUUGUAUAAGGGCAUUAUAAUAUUAGCCGUUUUAUUAUCAGUCCCCUUCCUAAUAAUCCUUAGCAUGGAAUUGGCCUUUUUUACAGCUGCCGCACAUUGAGUCGACACUUUCAACGAGCUGUCCACCAUGACCCCAAGAUCCCUCUCCUGGUCAGUCACCGACAGCUCAGAUCCCAUCAGUGUAUACUUGAAGUUGGGGUUUUUCUAUUGUUUCGUUACUGCUUUAUGCUGAUGAUAUUGUCCUAUUAUCUCAAACCACGAUAGGGUUAAGCCGUGAAGGAAGCCGUGGAGGUAAACUAUACCAAGACUAAGGUGAUAGUUUUUGCAAAACACCCCAAAACUCAUAAAUUGUCCAUAAAUGGACAUAAUAUUGAGCAGGUCAAGGUUUGCAAGUAUUUAGGGGUUGUAUUUCAUUCCAGCGGAUCCUGGAAAGCUCAUCUUAGCUUUGUUUCUCACAGUGCCCAACAGACGGAAAAUGUGAUAAAAUCUUUUUACUUCUCGAGAGGUGCUCCUUUUGUCCCGGCGGCUGUCAGAUUAUUUAAAGCUAAAAUAUACCCGCCAAUUGUUUAUGGCGCGCAAAUUGGGCCUUUUGAUAAUUUUACAAUCUUAGAAGCAGUUCAAACUAAAUUCUUAAGGGCCAUCCUUCAAGCCCCCAGAGGCUCAGCUAACGUGGCUCUUUGUAGAGAAGUUGGGGUUACCACCUUGAAAAUGAAAAUCUGGAUUUGGUUUUCUUCCCAGUCGGUUUAGUGCCUUUAGUAUUAAUUGACAGCUUUACAUCUAAAUAGGAAAUAGCUCUGAAAACAAAAUUGCAUCAACUGGGCAUGUCCCAAGAAACCUGUUACUUCUAUAAAUGUGGCUAAGUUUUGUUUUGUUGAAUCCAAACUUCUUAGAGCUUCUAUAAGCAAUUUGAAUAUUUUGUAAAUUAUAAAUGCAUUAUUUUAAAUGUUAAGCUGGUCUAAGGACCAUAAUAAAUUUACUUACUUACUUACAGUGCUCACA